Brettanomyces nanus is the source of this 1413-nucleotide messenger RNA. RefSeq lists its product as uncharacterized. NCBI's taxonomy places the organism in Eukaryota, Fungi, Ascomycota, Pichiomycetes, Pichiales, Pichiaceae. The transcript is spliced from 2 exons. Gene Ontology annotation, biological process: intracellular protein transport; Golgi to plasma membrane protein transport; protein localization to organelle. The coding region runs from base 1 to 1413 and encodes 470 amino acids. The record is from RefSeq and is a predicted model, not a curated record. Gene Ontology annotation, cellular component: Golgi apparatus. Gene Ontology annotation, molecular function: iron-sulfur cluster binding; GTPase activity; GTP binding.
AUGUUUCACUUGGUACAAAGCUUAUAUGACUCAUGGAAUGCCCGAGAGGAAUAUUCUGUGUUAAUUCUAGGUCUUGAUAAUGCGGGAAAAACGACACUUCUGGAGGAGGUCAAGUCUCAGUACAUAACUAGCUACAAGAAGCUACCACCAAGCCGAAUUCUCCCGACUAUGGGACAAAACGUGGCUACAAUAAAGGUGAAUAAAGUUAAUUUGAAAUUCUGGGAUGUGGGUGGUCAGGAUACUCUUCGAGAGUUAUGGGAUGAGUACUAUGAAAAGGCACAUGCAAUAGUGUUCGUAAUCGAUUCGUGCGAUAAGGAUCGAUUGGUGGAAUGCUCCAACGCGUUGACUAAAAUAGUGACAAAUGACUUGGCUGAAGGUUUGCCUAUACUAAUGUUGGCCAAUAAGCAGGAUCUGGACUCGCCAGAUAAGAUGGAGUUGGCGGAUAUUAAGGAGAUAUUCAACCCUAUAGCUGCGAACUUGAAUGCACGCGAUUCAAGAGUUCUUCCAGUGAGUGCCAUAACGGGCGACGGCGUGAAAGAUUCCAUCGACUGGCUACACGUGCGAUUGAUUCGUAAUAAGGCUAAUAGACCUCCAAAAUUCCGUAUGUUGUCUGUGGCUUCGACUGUUCAACAGUUUCGAUCUCUUUUCAUACAGACUCAAGAGACACCCAACGAGAAUGCACUCAAGUUCAUUCCAAACGGUGCCACCAUCCUUCCAUCACCGAAAACGCCUACAGUAGAGAUUGAUGGCAUCAAAGAUGCUCUUCAGAAAUCGGAACUUGCCUUCAAACUUCUUAGUAUCAAUAAUAAGUGUAUAUCGUCGAUUCUGCUAGGCUAUGGCUUUAUGACUGUGGUGAAAAAGACGGCUAGAGAGAUGGGUAACGGAAAGGUUGAGGAAUGGUCUGUGUUGAAACCCCAGAUCUUUUCCAUUCUAACAGAGCAUCUUACUAUGGGAAGGCCUAUAUUAACGGAGAAAUAUUACGACUAUCUGGCCGACAAACUAGCCGCUCAGAAGCAGAAGGAAGUCGACGAUGAAGCCGCCAUCGAGGAGGAGGAAAUUGAAGGUGAAGAAGAUGCCGAGGACGAGGUGGAGAAUUUGAUUCAGGAGCUACUGACUACGAGAAUUCAGCCUGCUAUUCAAGAAGAUGGUGGUGACAUAAAGUUCAUCAAAUAUGAUGCCGAUUCCGGUACUGUUUAUCUAAAGCUUAUUGGUGCCUGCAAGUCUUGCUCUAGCAGUGAGGUUACCUUGAAAAACGGUAUUGAGGAGAUGCUUAAGUACUACAUUGACGAAGUAAAGGCUGUGAAGCAGGUGAUAGAGGACGCCAGCUCUUCGGAUGCACAGCCACCACAACAACAGCACCAGGAACCUCCCUCGAAGCAUGACGAGUACGACGAAGUUCCUCCAACUUUAUAA